AUGGUCCAAACAGGCGAUCCAACAGGCACAGGAAAGGGCGGGUCCUCAAUAUGGAAUCGGAAAUUCGAAGAUGAAAUCGCUACAAGUCAAGGCCUAAAACAUUCGGAACGUGGGAUAUGCUCAAUGGCAAACUCGGGUCCUAAUUCGAAUGCAUCACAGUUUUUCAUCACGUAUGGGAAACAGUCGCAUCUUGAUGGCAAGUAUACCGUGUUUGGAAAAGUCAUUGAUGGAUUUGAUACACUAGACGCAUUGGAAAAGGUGCCUGUAGAUGAAAAGAAUCGACCGAUACAGGAAGUUCGUAUUAAAUCUGUAACUAUGCAUGCAAAUCCUCUCGCGGAUGGCCGUUCGUAA
Synchytrium microbalum is the source of this 351-nucleotide messenger RNA. RefSeq lists its product as uncharacterized. Lineage: Eukaryota; Fungi; Chytridiomycota; Chytridiomycetes; Synchytriales; Synchytriaceae. Gene Ontology annotation, molecular function: peptidyl-prolyl cis-trans isomerase activity. The transcript has 2 exons. Gene Ontology annotation, cellular component: catalytic step 2 spliceosome. Bases 1 to 351 code for a protein of 116 amino acids. Gene Ontology annotation, biological process: protein peptidyl-prolyl isomerization. The record is from RefSeq and is a predicted model, not a curated record.